Molecule: messenger RNA, 327 nt
Organism: Staurois parvus
Lineage: Eukaryota; Metazoa; Chordata; Amphibia; Anura; Ranidae
Source: the annotation of a GenBank genome assembly
GGAUGGACACAUAGGAUAACAUGCCGGGGAUGGACACAUAGGAUAACAUGCUGGGGAUGGACACAUAGGAUAACAUGCCAGGGAUGGACACAUAGGAUAACAUGCCGGGGAUGGACACAUAGGAUAACAUGCCGGGGAUGGACACGUAGGAUAACAUGCCGGGGAUGGACACAUAGGAGAACAUGCCGGGGAUGGACACACAGGAUAACAUGCUGGGGAUGGACACAUAGGAUAACAUGCCGGGGAUGGACACAUAGGAUAACAUGCCAGGGAUGGACACAUAGGAUAACAUGCCGGGGAUGGACACAUAGGAUAACAUGCCGGGGA